Hydractinia symbiolongicarpus is the source of this 1272-nucleotide messenger RNA. RefSeq lists its product as uncharacterized. NCBI's taxonomy places the organism in Eukaryota, Metazoa, Cnidaria, Hydrozoa, Anthoathecata, Hydractiniidae. The transcript is spliced from 2 exons. The record is from RefSeq and is a predicted model, not a curated record. The coding region runs from base 465 to 809 and encodes 114 amino acids.
CCAUUGUUUUUAUUUUUCAGCAAUUCUGAUCCUCAUUGUUCUUAUAAAAUUGUUCUUAUAUAAAAAAAGUGUAAUUGUAUAAUUGGUAGUAACAUACUCGUUUUAAAAAAUUACUUUUCAUAGAUGCUGACAUAGCAUACGUUCACGUCGAAAAAAUUAUAUGAUCAAUAAUUGCAAUAUUACACAGGUUGAUCCAAUCACUUGGCACCGUUGGGACGAGGCACGUAGAAUGCAGCAUGUAAACAGUCUUCGACAAUUUUCACCAUCGUUUAGUGACCUGUAUAUAACAUCUAAAAACGUUGGGAGGAAGACAAACCACAUUAAUCGCAAACGCCACUUCACAGAUGCAGUAAUAGCCGAGGAAAGGAUUGAUACAACUCAAACCCCGGUCACACCACUAGUUGUUAAAAAGAAAAAAAAUGGCGAUUAUCAUUGCCAAAAGGUGAUGCCCAGUUGAAUUAACUAUGAUUAACCCUAAACGAAAGACCUCUGGGAAAUGUAUGAUGCUACGACUCAAGGCAAUGCAUAAAAUGGUUACAAGAUGUGUCUCACCAAGUUGUACCAUGAGAAUUACGCCGCAAGACUUUCUCAUCAUCAAGUCUACUGGCGUCGUUACAUUCACCGACAAAUAUAAGAAAGUGCAGAAGAGAGAAGGUCCUGUCUAUGUCCAUUUUCUCGAAGAAUGUUUAAAGGGCUACGUUGAGAAUUUUAAGUAUGAAAACGUGACCGUAUCCGACGAUACGAAAAACAAUCUCACUACCGCACAAUGUAAUUUUGUGCUUUCGCUAGGAAUACCCAUUACAUUGUAAAUAUGUUUUUCACUAUAUUACAGUAGCUAACUAAGUACUAUUAAUGUUCCUAUUACCAUUAAGGUCAAUCCAGCGCGUGAGGUUUUUUGUGCGUGUGUUUUGCCAAUUUUCUCGUUGUGAACAAUCGCUUUUUAACAUUGUAUAUUGUUUUACAUGUAAAUAAAAACAUAUAAACAAAAAUCCUAUUUUUUCUUAACCCUACGCAAUUAUAGCUACCUUUUAUCCUAUUUUACAAAAAACCGUUAAAAGUCCAGCAUUGUUAUUUGCCCAAAGAUUUAGGGGCAAGGCGGUUUAUGAAAUCGCGCCCCUGACGGUACCAAAUUAAUAAAUUAGUGCAUGAUUUUGUUACACGUGUUAAGCCCUAAUUCCACCGACCAUCAUUACAGAGAAGCAGGGCAGAGGAGACUGGGAGUUAGAAGCUAAAUCACUGCUGCGGUAUAUUAGCAUUUCAUCCACAGAAAGA